Molecule: messenger RNA, 3278 nt
Organism: Mus caroli (Ryukyu mouse)
Lineage: Eukaryota; Metazoa; Chordata; Mammalia; Rodentia; Muridae
Gene: Gda
Product: guanine deaminase
Biological process (GO): guanine catabolic process
Cellular component (GO): cytosol
Molecular function (GO): guanine deaminase activity; zinc ion binding
Source: RefSeq, a predicted model, not a curated record
AUCCUAUUGGCAUCCAGGAGGCAGGGAGCCAGCCCCUGGGCGCGGCCUGCAGGGGGCAGGCGAUCGCCUGGGGAAGCGGGGGCAGAACGAGCCCCAAGAGCCAGCAGCUCCCGCUCCGCAGCCGCAGGAACCGCUCUGCGCCCGCCCGGUGUGCCUUCCUUGGCCAGUGAACUCGCGUUGCCCUGCUGCAGCCAUGUGUGCGGCUCGGACGCCGCCGCUGGCACUCGUCUUCCGAGGGACUUUCGUCCACUCCACCUGGACCUGCCCCAUGGAGGUGCUUCGCGAUCACCUCCUCGGCGUGAGCGACAGCGGCAAAAUAGUGUUUCUAGAAGACUCAUCUCAGCAAGAAAAACUGGCCAAGGAGUGGUGCUUCAAGCCAUGUGAGAUCAGAGAGCUGAGCCACCAUGAGUUCUUCAUGCCAGGCCUUGUUGAUACCCACAUCCAUGCCCCUCAGUAUGCCUUUGCUGGAAGCAACGUUGACCUGCCGCUUUUGGAGUGGCUGAACAAGUAUACAUUUCCCACAGAACAAAGGUUCCAGAGCACUGAUGUGGCUGAAGAAGUCUACACUAGAGUUGUUAGGAGAACACUAAAGAACGGCACCACCACGGCUUGCUACUUUGGAACAAUUCACACUGACUCAUCCCUGAUCCUUGCGGAAAUUACAGAUAAAUUUGGGCAGCGAGCAUUUGUGGGCAAAGUAUGCAUGGAUUUGAAUGAUACUGUUCCAGAGUACAAGGAGACCACCGAGGAGUCAGUCAAGGAGACAGAGAGAUUUGUGUCAGAAAUGCUGCAAAAGAAUUAUCCAAGGGUGAAACCCAUAGUGACCCCACGCUUUGUCCUUUCUUGCACGGAGACUCUGAUGAGUGAACUUGGCAACAUCGCCAAGACCCAUGAUCUGUACAUCCAGAGCCAUAUAAGUGAAAAUCGUGAAGAAAUUGAAGCCGUGAAAAGCUUAUACCCUAGUUACAAAAACUACACAGAUGUCUAUGAUAAAAACAAUCUUCUGACAAACAAGACAGUGAUGGCACAUGGCUGCUACCUUUCUGAAGAAGAGCUUAACAUCUUCAACGAACGAGGAGCAUCCAUUGCCCAUUGUCCCAACUCUAAUCUGUCGCUGAGCAGUGGCUUAUUGAACGUGCUAGAGGUCCUGAAGCAUAAAGUGAAGAUAGGACUGGGGACAGAUGUGGCUGGUGGCUACUCCUAUUCCAUGCUUGAUGCCAUCAGAAGAGCAGUCAUGGUUUCCAAUGUCCUCUUAAUUAAUAAGGUGAAUGAGAAAAGCCUCACCCUCAAAGAAGUCUUCAGACUAGCCACUCUUGGAGGAAGCCAAGCCCUGGGGCUUGAUAGCGAGAUUGGAAACUUUGAAGUUGGCAAGGAAUUUGAUGCCCUCUUGAUCAACCCCAGAGCAUCAGACUCUCCCAUUGAUCUGUUUUAUGGGGAUUUUGUUGGUGAUAUUUCUGAGGCUGUUAUCCAGAAGUUUCUUUAUCUAGGAGACGACCGAAAUAUUGAGGAGGUUUAUGUGGGUGGAAAGCAGGUCGUUCCGUUCUCCAGCUCAGUGUAAGGACCUUGGACAGCUGCGACAUUCUCCUGGGAAGACAUGAUUCUGCAAUCUUCCUUGUGCCCAGGGACCAAUCAGAAAGUAUAUUUACAAAAAUGUACCGUGUUCUUUGGAUGACUUCUGUUCCUGUGUCUCCUUCCAGUGCUCACUUGGUAAAUUGUUUGAAGGGAGUGCGCUGCUUCUCCACUCCGGUCUGGGAGCAUUGUAAUUUCAUGACAGUGCCUCCCGUUGGGCUCUGUAGAUUUGCAUUAUGCUCGCACAGAAGACAUUGUUAACAGCUGGCAAUGCGCUUCCAAUAGUGAAGUAAAACCUUUCCAUAUAGGGAAAUACAGGACGAGGAGAUCUCCCUAUGUGGUUAGACACUCUGUGCUAAUGACUGAGAAAAUUAGGAAACUCCAGUAUGGACCAAUGAGCAGAUUUUUAUGAGAGGGCACAAGCUAGACAUUGAAAGGACAUUGGAAAAAUCAUUGGUUGUGCUUGGAAAUUAAAUAUAGAGAACACUCUUGGAAAAGGAGAGAACUUACUGGAUUUAAAACAUGCUUCUAGAUCGAUAUUGUCUGUGGAAAUUUGCACUUUGUGAAAUUUGCAUUUCAGGGUGUGUUAUUGUUAUGCUUUUCCUUCUUGGGAUGAAUGUCAGAACCUGAAUGCCACGCGCUUUUCAAAUAUAGUUCUAUGCUUCAAAGUGUUUGGCAGCAGUUGAGUAUUAAAGAUUUAAAGUCUCUUAGGGAUAGUAUUCACAUAGCCGCAAGGCAUAAAUAGUGUUCUUUUUGUGUACUUCUAAGUCAUCUUGAUUCCUGGCUGUGAGGUGUUCUAGUUGCUUCUGUUUUAUUAGAUGAGAAACAAGCCCUGUGUACGUUGCUGCUCUGUAGACUGGAGUUUUCAUAAAUAGGGGAAGUACUAUAUUCCCCGGAGUUGGUAGCACCAAGGGGACAGGGUUCUUUGCAAUGCUGAAUCUACCCAACGCAAUGCGUAAUCAUUGCUGUACAGUUCACCCUCCUAUCAAUGUGCUAGAACUUAAAAGCCAAGUGCAAGUCCCUUAAAGAAUUAUGGAUAAGGCUCUGCAAGGCCAGUAUACUGAAAGAACUCUCUGUUUGUUUGUUUGUUUGUUUGUUUGUUUGUUUUAAUUUACCAAAUUGUCAUUGUAAUUCUUGAAGAUUUUUAAAAUCUUAGAAUAGUGAAAAGGAUAUAAAAAUUCCAUUUAAUGUUUAUAUUUCUAGGAUUUACCUGUACUAGACAUCAAGGAAUAUUAAACAAAAGAGGGCCUUUUAGCUUUUCUAACGUAUAUAGUGUCCCUUCUCAUACUAGAACUAAAAACAGGUCAUAACCAUGUGGCAGAGCUUUAGGAAACAGUGAUGUGGAUUCUACUUAAAUACUACAUUUUUCUUAAUUAAUUCCACCUCCUAUAAACAAUCAAGGACCAGGAACAGGUUUUAUUAACGUAUUAUUUCAUUCCUAGGGUUUAGGUGAGUUUCCAUUGUAUCUUAUAACAGAGAAACCCAUUAAGCAGUAGUUAGUUCUCACAUCUAAGAACACACAGUUCUUCUGUUCUCCAUGCUAACUCAGCAGUAACUUGUCCAGAUCUAUUUUCCUGGUAGAAGCACUUUUAGAUCUGGUGUGUAUACAUUAUAUCUAAAGAUGGUGCACAUUUUAGGCUGUACUUUGUUUUAUUUUUAGAGAGAGAGAGAGAGAGAGAGAGAGAGAGAGAGAGAGAGAGAGAGAGAGA